AUGAAGGAAUUGGCACGAGGGAUUUGUUGGUGGCCAAAUAUUGAUUCAAAUACUAUAGAAGAGUUGGUUAAGGAUUGUACAAAUUGUAGUUUAACGAGGAAUAAUUCAUCUAAGGUAGAAGUUCAUGUAUGGGAAUCGGCAAAUAAACCUUUUCAAAGAGUUCAUAUUGAUUUUGCUGGUACAUUCAUGGGGAAAUAUUUCUUUCUUUUGGUUGAUGCGUUUUCAAAAUACCCGUUUGUGUAUGUUAUGAACAAUAUCAAGACGGAAUCAACAAUUAAAACAUAUAGGAAGAUCUUUUCAAUGUUGGGAUUACCGAAGAAUGGAAUUAUUUCAAAAUUCACAGCACCUUACCAUCCGUCAACAAACGGACAGGUGGAAAGAUUUGUACAAACGUUAAAGAAAGGUUUAAAAAAUUUAAAUGCAACCAAUGAAAGUCUACAAAUGAAAUUGAAUCAAUUAUUACUACAAUACAGAAUCAUGCCACAUCAACAAACGAAAGAAUCACCUUUAGUAUUGAUGUUCGGAAGACGAAUUAGAACUAAAUUGGAUUUGAUACUACCUGAAGAGAAACCGAAGAUAAGGGAAUUACACAGGAAAAAGAAAAUGGAUACUAGGAAAAUUUUAUACAAAACUGGAAAAUUGCAUUAUAAAAUCGAACUAGUUAACAAUAAAAUAUGGAAGAGACAUGUAGAUCAAUUAAGAAAAUAUGGCCAGAAUGUUAGAGAACAUGAAGAGUUAAAUUCAGAAAUAGAUUAUUAUAGUAUAGAACAUGAACAACCGGAUAGGACUGUAGCGCAGGCUGAACCCAAACCACAAAAUGAAACUGUUGAAUCUGAAUCAAAUUUAGAAAAUGUUCCUAUAUCAGGCGAAAUGAACGAAAGA
Onthophagus taurus is the source of this 882-nucleotide messenger RNA. NCBI's taxonomy places the organism in Eukaryota, Metazoa, Arthropoda, Insecta, Coleoptera, Scarabaeidae. The record is from RefSeq and is a predicted model, not a curated record.